Messenger RNA from Pyrgilauda ruficollis (rufous-necked snowfinch), 1649 nucleotides. RefSeq names its product abraxas 1, BRCA1 A complex subunit (gene ABRAXAS1). The coding region runs from base 22 to 1239 and encodes 405 amino acids. The record is from RefSeq and is a predicted model, not a curated record. Gene Ontology annotation, biological process: mitotic spindle assembly; attachment of spindle microtubules to kinetochore; protein K63-linked deubiquitination. Gene Ontology annotation, molecular function: microtubule binding; polyubiquitin modification-dependent protein binding. The transcript is spliced from 9 exons. Gene Ontology annotation, cellular component: nucleus. Lineage: Eukaryota; Metazoa; Chordata; Aves; Passeriformes; Passeridae.
GCCCGUCCCGCCAUUACUGGCAUGGAGGGCGAGAGCACCUCGGCCCUGCUCUCGGGCUUCGUGUUCGGCGCCCUCGCCUUCCAGCACCUCAGCACCGACUCGGACACGGAAGGUUUUCUCCUUGGAGAUGUGAAAGGUGAAGCCAAGAACAGCAUUACAGAUUCACAAAUGGAUGAUGUUGAAGUUGUUUAUACAAUCGACAUACAGAAGCAUAUUCCAUGCUACCAGUUGUUCAGCUUUUAUAAUUCUGCAGGAGAACUGAAUGAACUUGCCCUGAAGAAAAUACUAUCAGGCUGUAAGAAGAGUGUAAUAGGAUGGUACAAAUUCAGACGUAACACAGACCAGACCAUGACAUUCCGGGAAACAGUUCUUCAUAAAAACCUGCAGUCACACCUAUCAAAUCAGGGGCUUGUAUUCCUCCUUUUAACCUCUAGUGUGAUGACAGAAAGCUGUUCUACUUACAGAUUGGAACAUGCUCUACACCGGCCUCAGGAAGGACUUUUCCAGAAAGUCCCUUUGGUGGUUACCAACUUGGGCAUGGCAGAACAGCAAGGUUACAGAACAGUGUCCGGUUCCUGUGUAUCUUCUGGUUUUGUGAGAGCCAUGAGACAACACAGGACAGAAUUCUUCCAUGAAGAUGGGUCCCUACAAGAGGUUCAUAAGAUAAAUGAGAUGUACGCCACCUUGCAGGAAGAACUGAAGAAAAUAUGCAUUACAGUAGACGUCAGUGAACGAUCUGUGGAGAAACUCUUAGCAGAGGUGAGCCAAUUAAAAGAAGAAAUAAAGAGGAAAAAGCAACAAAACUGUCCAGGAGAAGAUAAAAACCACCCAGCAGAGCCAAAGGAGAAUGUUCUCCUUUGCCAGGCACUACAAACAUUUUUCCCCAAUUCCAGACUUCAGACAUGCAUUGUUUCCCUCAAAGGCCAACAGAUAUCCAAGAACUGCUGUAACACAGACCAUCAUAUUAAUGUCAUGGACAAACUGACUCUCAUGGUAGAGGAAAGAGACUUCACUGAAGGUGAAACAAGGCAUCUAAACAAGCGUAAGGUCAGGGGGACCACAGCAGUUUCAAAGUCAUUCAAGAAGUCCAGAUCAUUGCAGCUUCACCAAGAACCACCUCAAAACCAAGAGGACAGUGACCAGGAAAGGAAGCUUACACUGAGUAGCACUGAAACAGAUGAGGAUGUGUUUGAAAAAAGCAGAGAUGCAAAGGAAUACCCACAUUCUCCUACUUUCUGAUCUGUCAGAUGACUUCACACCAAAAGUUACUGUUGGUGUAUUCCAGUGAUGUAUCAAUCUCUAGCACUGCAAGGAUGUAUGGAACAGGGCAUUUUUGCAGGUUGGAUUUUUUUUUUUUUUUCAGUGCACGAAUCCUGUUCAGCAUAAAGAUAAAUCCAAGAUGACAUUCUCUCACUUUGCCUUCCAGAGUUGCAUCUGUCUUCUCUCUCUCAGGGUUCAAAGCCUAUGCUACAGGAUGCUAUCAGUCAGAUAAGCAUGUCACAUACUGCCUCAAAGUGAGACAGCUUCAAGCUGCUGGUGAAGAAACAGUGCUACCCUCCUGACACAGGGAGCACCAAAUGAACACAUUACAGAAUUAGCUGUCUACGUGAACUGCCACAGUUUAAAUAUAUUAAUUUAUCCUCAGGAAA